Moneuplotes crassus is the source of this 643-nucleotide messenger RNA. The record is from the annotation of a GenBank genome assembly. Lineage: Eukaryota; Ciliophora; Spirotrichea; Euplotida; Euplotidae.
UUGAAUAAUAAAUAAUAAUGUGAUCUCUCAGAUGGAGCAGGAGGCAAGGAUUUCAUAUGCGAAGGAUCAGAAGGUGAUGAUGGUGCCUUCAGGUUACUACAGGAGUUAAAGCUAUUAUAUAAUAAGCCAUAUGUUUUUCUUCAUCCUUAACAUAGUGACCUUCAUCAGGCAAUUUAUAAACUUCGUGCUUGGAACUGCCGACUGAUCUACUUCUGGUUUCCAAGAUAGUUAUUGAAAAAUCUUUGGAAAGAACUCAUUUGGUGUGAUAAUUUACCCUACAAUUACUAUGCUGACAUAUGGAGGAAUCUUUGUUGUUGGUAUGAUAACUUGGACCAAAAAUUUUCAUGUUUUCUGGGUUGAGAGACUGUUUUACCUUGCAUUCGUUGGUAUAAAUUUUGAAGUUAUAAAUCUUAUUGUAUUCUAUAUAGUCACUGUGCAAAAAGUUGAUCUAUCUAUUCUAAUACUGAUAGCUCAAAUAUUAUUCACUAUAUAUCAUCUAAAUGUGAUUUAUAGUCUCUUGCUAGAAGAAGAAUAUAGGUAUCGCAGACAGAGAAUGAUUGAUCAUAGAUAUCAUAAGUUUAAUACUACAAGAGUCAUCCAAAUUUUUGAUUAAGAUUAUUCUAAUUUAUUUUAAGUCUUUGUA